AUGAGAUUAGAGUGGGCACAUGUUUUUUCCAUGCUUUUGGAGAAUACAUUCACAACCAUUUUGGAUAUGGCUGGAGUUUUACUGCCUUUCUUGAAGUGGUUUAUUAGCAGAAGCACCGGGAAUGGUUUUAAGAUUCUGAAUUGUGUCAAACAAUCUACUCUUUUCAUCUCUGGAUUGCAAUAUGAGAUGGUUCCUCCAAUCCAUAUGAAAAUGUUGUACGCCAAAGCAGUUGCGCAUAAUAGACAUUGCUAUUUUGUGGAAUUCCCUACUAGCAUGCAUAUGGAUACAUGGCUUACUGGUGGAGAUUGCUAUUGGAGAACAGUUAAUGAAUUUAUGGAACAACAUGUAUCUGGAAAUAUACACGACGAUUCUAACUCCAGUAGCAAUGUAGAAAUGGUCUUUGGCCUAGCAUACAUGUUUGAUUCUGCCACUCCUCGCCCUCCUGAGACGCGGAAGUUAGAAGGGUUCAAUUGUAUACAAAUGUAA
This is a messenger RNA of Spinacia oleracea (spinach), 486 nucleotides long. RefSeq names its product alpha/beta hydrolase domain-containing protein WAV2-like. The transcript is spliced from 4 exons. The coding region runs from base 1 to 486 and encodes 161 amino acids. The record is from RefSeq and is a predicted model, not a curated record. Lineage: Eukaryota; Viridiplantae; Streptophyta; Magnoliopsida; Caryophyllales; Amaranthaceae.